Messenger RNA from Penicillium chermesinum, 843 nucleotides. RefSeq lists its product as uncharacterized. NCBI's taxonomy places the organism in Eukaryota, Fungi, Ascomycota, Eurotiomycetes, Eurotiales, Aspergillaceae. The record is from RefSeq and is a predicted model, not a curated record. Gene Ontology annotation, cellular component: EMC complex. Gene Ontology annotation, molecular function: protein binding. Bases 1 to 843 code for a protein of 280 amino acids. Gene Ontology annotation, biological process: protein folding in endoplasmic reticulum. The transcript is spliced from 5 exons.
AUGGGUGCCCGCGUCGAUGCUCGUGAGAUCAACGGAUCCGACAUGAUCUCCGCCUUCCGCCUUUCGCAACAAGCUCCUGCUAUACUUGGCCCCGAGUCUGGCACCAAAGCUUCGGACGACAAGUCCGCCCACCUGUGCCUCGACCGGCUGAGUCGCCGUUUCAGCCCCACGAACGAGAAAGUAAUGGCACUCCAGGGACUUUACAAAGAGGCGACUGCGAAGGACCAGCAGGCGCUGGAGAAGUGCUUAGAAGACUACGACAAGACGCUUUCGGAAAAUCCUGUCAACGUGCCCAUAAUGAAACGUCGAAUUGCUCUACUCAGAUCCCUCAACCGACCCGCUGACGCGAUUACGGCCCUUAUUAAGUUCCUCGACGCGGUUCCGACCGACGCCGAAGCCUGGUGUGAGCUGGCCGACCUAUACCAGUCUCAAGGAUUGGGUUCGCAAGCCAUCUUCAGCCUGGAGGAGGCCCUACUGAUUGCCCCCAAUGCGUGGAAUAUACACGCCCGGCUUGGAGAAGUUCUCUACGUAUGCGGCUCAUCUCCCGACGGGGAUGCGCGACUUGCAGGCAAGUCGAUCCAGCAUUUCUGCCGAAGCAUUGAGCUCUGCGACGACUACUUGCGUGGAUUCUACGGAUUGCUCCUGGCAACCUCCCGUAUGCUGGAAAACGGAGUAGAAGAUGAGAAGUUCUCCAAAAACACCUUGGGCCGAUUGAAGAGUUUCGCCCUUCAGCGGCUGGAACAGAUUGUCCAAUCAAGAAGCGUGAAUGACCAGCAUUGGGCAUCGAGCCGCAGCGAACUCAUUGCUGCCAAGGAAUUACUGAACCGCUAUGGAAAACAAUAA